AGGGGAGGCGGCCGGGCGGCUGUCGCAACCCGGGGCAUCGCUGGUGUUGCGGCAGGCUGAGCCCGACCGGGAGAGCCAUGGCCCAGCCGCAGCCGGCCGAGCCAGAGGCCGCGGCCCCCGGGCCGGACCUGCCGGCUGGGAGCGGCCCCGUGCAGAUCCGAGUGGCUGUCCAGGCGGCCGCCGAGGAGGACGAGGAGGACGAGGAUGAGGAGGAGGGCGGCGGAGCGCCGUGCCCCAGCUGCAGCGAGGAGGACUCGGGGCGGUGCGGGCGCUCCAGUGGUGGGGAAAAUGAUGACGACUCUGACCAGAACUGGAAACCACCAGAAAAGGACCUGAUCCAGAAGUUAAUAGCACAGAUUGAAUAUUACUUCUCAGAUGAGAACCUUGAGAAAGAUGCCUUCCUUCUGAAGCACGUGAGAAGAAAUAAGAUGGGCUAUGUCAGUGUUAAACUCCUCACUUCUUUUAAGAAGGUGAAACACCUUACCCGUGACUGGAGAACCACAGCCUAUGCACUGAAGUACUCAAACACUCUGGAGCUCAAUGAUGAUAACAAAAAGGUUCGAAGAAAUACUCCAGUUCCAGUGUUUCCAAGUGAAAAUGUCCCUACCAGGAUGCUACUGGUAUAUGACAUCCACAUGAUUUCUGAGCUGCAGACCCUUAACAAAGAAGAAAAUGGAUGCACGCAAGAAAGGAUAAUGGAGCAUCUCCUCAAAGCCUUUGUAACUUUUGGUGUAAUUUCAUCAGUUCGUAUUCUCAAGCCUGGCAGGGAUCUCCCACCUGAUAUCAGGAGGGUCAGCAAUCGGUACACCCAGCUGGGAACCCAGGAAUGUGCAAUUAUAGAAUUUGAAGAAGUAGAAGCUGCUGUACGCGCUCAUGAUUCCAUGUGUGCUGAAAACAAAGAGACCGGCAUGAAAGUUGUCUUAAUAGGCAUGAAACCACCAAAGAAAAAAGUUCCCAAAGACAAGAACCGUGAUGAAGAUACCAGCAAGAGCCUUAAGAAGACUCGAUCCCUUAACAAAAGAGUUGAGGAACUUCAGUUUGUUGGUGAUGAAUCUUCAGCAAACAGCUCUUCUGACCCAGAGAGCAAUCCUACAUCACCGCUGUCAGGACGUAAAUGUACUGCAACAAAUACUAAGAGUAAUUUGAGCCCCAUCAUCCACCCAAACAACCAUUUGAGUCCUAAUAUGUCACCCAGAUCAAGUCCUUGGAACAGUCCAUCUUCACUAAGAAAAGUAACCAAAAAAUCACCAUUGGCUGAAGACAGCAAGCUUAACUCAAGCACUAGCCCUGAAAUUCCAAGGAAAUACACAGAUUAUUCCUCAGACAGCAGCAUCACGCCUUCUGGGAGCCCCUGGGUACAGAGAAGAAAAGCCCAAACUCUGACACAAGAGAAGAGUCCUGUCAGCAGUCCCAUGUUGGUUCGGAAAAUACAAAAUGCAGACGGUCUCCCUGUAGGGGUACUGCGGCUGCCUAAAGGUCCUGAUGGCACCAAAGGAUUCCACAAAGGUUGUGAAAGAAGGAAGGCUAUGAAGGGUGAAUAGACUGUUCUUUAAAAUCAGUUUCACAAAUCAGCCAACUGCUGGUGACCAAGCCUGGUGAAAAACUGUCGCUUGAGUGACUCAGUUAAGUCAGUAUUUAAUUUUAAAAGCUUUUGUAUUUAUAUAGAGACUUUAUCAUUUGUAUAUUUGCAUAUUUUCUCCACAGAACAGAUGAGGCUGGAAGGCAUCUCUGGAGAUUGCCCAGUCCACCUCCUUUGCUGAAGCCACAAGUCACUGAUAGGUUUGAGUAUCUGCAAGGACAGACUUCCCAGCCUGUCUGGGUGAUGUGUUCCCAUGUUCAACCACCCACACAGUACCAGUGUGUGCCCCUUUUCCUGUUACUGGGUAUCACUGAGAAGUGCCUGGCUCCAUCUUCUUAACUUCUUCUCAUCAGAUAUUUAAAAACCUUGAUGAGAUCCUCCCCAGAGCCGUCUCCACUCCAAUCUAACCAGCGCCCACUCCCUAGGCCUCACAGGAGGGACGUGCCAGCCUUUUAAUCAGCUGAACCACUUAGCUAAUGCAGGGCCCUUACCUGCAUCCAUUCUUUUUAAUGUAUUAUUUUGAAACACCUAAAUAUUCAAGCAGGCAUAUAAAUCAUUGAUGUAAGUACAUUAUUUGCCAAGCUAGGACUCUGAGGAGCAGUGUGUACCUACAGUUUAGUGGUUGUAUUAUGAAAAGCUAUGGAAUGUUCCCAGUCUCAUCAUAAGGAACUGAGAUUUUGAAGACUUCUCUGUUUGCCUCAGAAGGAACUGAGAAACCAAUGCCACAGUGAGCAGUUGCUCUCACAUACAUCACCAAAGCAGUAUUGCUUGAGAGGACCAGUAUGUAUUUUCACGUGACAUGAGUAAAGACUCUGAGGACUGGAGACCACUCUGUAAGUGUUCCCCCAUAUAAUCACAUGGAAAUAAAAAUAAUAACUCUAGAUCUAUUUUGUUUACUUCAAAAAUAAGUUGAGCUGCACAUGAAUAGAUAACUUAACUUUCAUACCACAUGAAAUUCUAGCAGCGGUUACUCAAAAUUUCCAUUGCAUUCAGGGAAAAAAUGUCCACUGCCCCAUUAAUGAUGGUUAAUUCUGUGGUGAUGCUUCACUCUGUGUGUCAGAGUCAUUUUUAUACAAUAUUAAAAACUAAACAGUGGUUAUGUCACUGCUAACUCAGAAUUUAACAAGCAGGCUCAACAAGAAGUGCUUAAAUUAAAAUUAACUAUAAUGCUAUGUGAAGUCAAAAAAGGAAACUGCAGUUUUACUUACAAAAGUUAAAUUCUGGAAAACUAGCCCAGGGACAGUAUGAGGGUUUCAUGUUGCAAUGGUCAGCUUGGGAACUGUGCAUGACAAAGGUCUCAUCAGAUGGUGAUUCUUCAUUCCGAAAGUCCACAUCCUGUCCAACUUCCUAAGUGUAACAUUUCUGCUGUGUAGAUAACUGCAGUAACACAUAGUCAGACUCCUACAUACAGAAAUCCCAAUUCUGUGUGCUGUUCUUCAGCCACCCACAUACAUUCCUGGUUCUUUUAUUGCACACAAAUGGAAUCCUCCAGGCGACCUCCCGACUCCCAUUACACAAACUGCAGCACGUGCACAUUCACAGACUUUGCGAGCUCUCACUACCAGAACACACAGGCAGGUGUUUGGAGAGGGCACAGUGAACCCUGUGGCUGCCCAGGGCAGGGAGAGCCAGGGGCUGCCAGAGCAGCAGGGGAGAGGCUGGCAGGCAGCAUGGCUGCUCCAGGGACUCACCCCACAGAAUCCUGCUUCUCCUCUGUAGAGUUCAAACACACACAUGCACACCUCCAAGUGGUGGUUUCAAAAACAUGGAGCUUGUGGCUAUUUUUAUUGCUUAUUUAACACAACAAACAGCAAUUCUAAAAAGCAUUUUAAGAAUGAGACCACUUUGCCAAGCAGCUCAGUUACUGAAGGCAUAAAAGAUUCUUACCUGCCUACACACCACCAGUACCCAGGGCAGCAGCAGAAAGCCCCACAUGCUAGUCAAUCCACAGCACCUUCAGUCAUACAUGUACAGCAAUAAAACCACAUACAAUACCUAAUUCCUUGGGACAAAUAUUUCGUUCUCCCCAAGUUUGUUUCUGUCUUCACAUUCAAUCAACUGUUCAAAACCUGAAAACAAUGCGUACCUAAAAACACACACCACACAUUCAAACUGCUUGGCGGAAUGCUGCCAACAGAGAUAUUUUAAACACCAAUAACUCUGCCUUCAUUUUGUUCCAGAUCGCAAAUGUUUAUAUUAUGAUGAUGUAUUUCAACUAAGUAUUUUUUUAAAUGUCAUAUCAGCUCAAGAGAAACAAGGUGACAACACAUUUGGCAUUUUAGUCACUGGUUGAGAGCCCUUCCCAACUACAAAAGAACAUUUACUUCUGUCCCCACUAAAACGGGAUGCAUUCCAGUUGUCUUCAUUUUGCACAGGCAGUUUAUGGCUGGGUUUUAAACCCUGAGGUCUGAAUAAAGCUGGGGACUUCAGUAAAAAAAGCUUAUUAACUCAACUAAUACACCCAAGCUAUUUAGGACAACAGUUUGAUUAAUCAAACAGAGCUGGCUUCAGCUUACACCAUUGUUCCCUUAGCUUUGAUUUUACCGCACUUGAAGCAAAAAUAUAGUUGAUUGAUUCACAGGAAAGAUCCCACAUCUGUGAUCGAGUCAGAUUAAAUGUUUUUGCAACCAGCUCAUAUUCUUGUGAUAGAUCAGUUGCAAAGACGCCUUUAUCAUCAGUCUGGAGUUAAAUUGAAAGGAAAGAAAUAAAACAAUUUAAAUUAGUUCCUCUAUAUCAAAAAGGUUUUUUUCUAUACAUACAGACCAGUUUUAUCUUGCUGUCUCACAUUUUAUUCCACUGUUCUUUCAUCUGUGCAUAGUUAUUUCAUUCCUUAUUUGUCCUAUUUUCACUAAAAAUGAAUAAAUUAUUCAAAAAUACAAGAAAAUGUCUUAAAAUGAUGGCACGAUUUAUUAAGAAAAUAGGAUUUCCUACUAAAAUUUCUAGAAAGAUGGCUAUCAAAUGCUGCAUAUAUUCAAGGUAUGUCAGUAUGUGCAGAUCUCCUUAUUCCUCUUUUCCCUUUCCCCAGAUAAGCACAAUGCUUAAAAAAAAUUAUAUAUAUGUGUGUGUGUGUAUACACACACACUCACUUGGACAAUAAUAUGGAUUAUGGAGGUUAAACUAACAGGAUAACAGUAAAACCCUGCCAAUGGCAGCACAAGCACUUGGCACCUUCAAUGCUUAAAGACCUUAAUGAGCUAUCAAGAGAAUGCAGUAGCUCUCACCCAACACAAUGAACACCCAGGUAAGCACUGGUGCACAUGCAAGCACUGGACCUAUGUGUUUUAAGAGAAACCUGCCAGUGUGCAAACAGCUAUGUAGUUCAUUGCUUAUAUAGCUGAUCAUCUUAUCCUUCAGAAGAAAGGCCUUGCUUUACAAUAGAACCAAGAGAAAUACUAGCAGUUCUCAUUUGAAUUACAAGCAUUUCUCAAGCAGAACAUUAUGAUUUCCUAAAAGCAAAGGAUUUGCUACAAGGUCAGAAAUUUUAAGUCAGCUCUGAUCCAUAAACAGAGAAAGACUUCUACAACUUCACAAGUUUGGCCCUUUGCCUAAAUACAUGCUUAAUAAUCAAAACACUUACACAAAGCACUGCAGGAUGGCCCAUGCUGUACCAGUAUCCAAAAUGGUGCUUGUCACAGGAAGGCACUGUCUGAGAUUUUAUGUUUGAUGUCAUGCAAAAUUCUAAGGGAAAAACACAAAAAGAAAUGAGGACAUACAUCAGAACAAGAGACAUGUUAAUUAACUUAGAAAGGUUCUGAAUAAAGAUUAAAAUCAA
Messenger RNA from Corvus hawaiiensis (hawaiian crow), 5351 nucleotides. It is a transcript of the gene LARP6, whose product is annotated as La ribonucleoprotein 6, translational regulator. The record is from RefSeq and is a predicted model, not a curated record. Gene Ontology annotation, cellular component: nucleus. Gene Ontology annotation, molecular function: mRNA binding. Lineage: Eukaryota; Metazoa; Chordata; Aves; Passeriformes; Corvidae. The transcript is spliced from 3 exons. The coding region runs from base 78 to 1541 and encodes 487 amino acids. Gene Ontology annotation, biological process: RNA processing.